Molecule: messenger RNA, 1422 nt
Organism: Tribolium castaneum (red flour beetle)
Lineage: Eukaryota; Metazoa; Arthropoda; Insecta; Coleoptera; Tenebrionidae
Product: serine protease P74
Exons: 1
Coding region: 449-1315 (288 amino acids)
Biological process (GO): proteolysis
Molecular function (GO): serine-type endopeptidase activity
Source: RefSeq, a predicted model, not a curated record
AAAUUUUUUGAAAAACGGGGUGUUUACUAAACUUCGGUGUAGACUUCAAGGAAGUAGCGUAAAGAAAGUAAAGUCUGUUGUCUUUUGACACACCCUGUAUAACUUUCGAUCGGCGUCUUGUGUCUCUUCUGGUUUUGGCGUUGACCCGGCACGAAAUCAUCGUUUCGCUUUCAAUAAUAACAUCCUGUAAGUGUGUCACAGGGGAAAGUGCUUCUGGGCGUCGCGGCCAAGGUGACAUGGGCAUCGAUGUGGGCCACUGCGCAAUUAAAAAGUCACCGUGUGCGGGAUCCUAUGACAUAAUAACCGUAACAACAAUCGGGAGGUCGCGCCGCUUCGGCCCAGUUUCCCAAGUGCACCAGAAGUUUCCGCAAGCCUCGGCGGCGAUUUCGGUGGUGGGCGUACAGGCCAUAAAACCUCACCCGCUGGCCCGGAUCCCCAUACGUGCGCGAUGCUCCUCGCGGUGGCCGUCGUGCUCUGCGCUUCUUCGACGCGCGGCCUCCUGGGGCGCAGCGGGGGCUUCCCCAAGUUCCCGGCCGAUUCGUGCGGGCGGCGCGCCGUCCCCUGGCGGCCGGAGCGCGAGCCGCGCGUGGUGGGCGGCGAGGAGCCGCCUUACGGCGCCGUCCCCUGGCAGGUGGAGCUGCGGCUGGGGCAGCGCCACCAGUGUGGGGGCGCGCUCAUCGCCCGCCGCCUGGUGCUCACCGCCGCGCACUGCUGGGCCGAGGGGCUGGUGGCCGUGGCGGGGGCGCACGGGCCCCCGGGGACGGCGCCCUUCGAGCAGACGCUCCGGGUGGAACGGGCCGUGCAACACCCCGAUUUCCGCAAGCUGGGGCCCUACAGCCACGACAUCGCCGUGCUGCUGCUGGCCGAUCCUGGACUCGACUUCAACUUCCUGGUGAAGCCGGCGUGUUUUGCGUACGAUUCGCCGCCGCCGGGCACCUGGUGCGAGGUGUCUGGAUGGGGGGCUAGUGACCCGAAGGCGCCGGAUAGGCUGUCGCCGGUUUUGAGGUCGGCUGCGGUGCCACUUCUUUCCCUGGAGACCUGUCGAAAGGAUGGGAUUUAUGGAGGAAGACAGCAGCCCAUUUUGGAUUCGAUGCUGUGUGCGGGGCAUUUGCGAGGGGGAAUUGACGCUUGCGGUGGGGACUCUGGCGGGCCGUUGGUUUGUGAAAGAGAUGGCCGACAUGAACUGACGGGAAUUGUAUCUUGGGGUGAUGGAUGUGCCAAGAAAGAUAGACCGGGAGUUUAUACAAGAGUGGCGAGCUUUUUACCAUGGAUUAGAGACUGUGCGAGGCAGUUAGGCGUUGAUUAUAACUUUUAAGGAAAUUUUUCAAAAUAUGAGUAGCACAUUGUUACUUGUGAUUACGAAUUUAUUUUAGUUUUAAUCAUUGUGUAAAUACAACUUUAAAUAAAGAAUAUUUCAUUCUU